Dioscorea cayenensis subsp. rotundata (Guinea yam) is the source of this 752-nucleotide messenger RNA. RefSeq names its product glycine-rich RNA-binding protein 4, mitochondrial. The transcript has 5 exons. The record is from RefSeq and is a predicted model, not a curated record. Gene Ontology annotation, molecular function: RNA binding. NCBI's taxonomy places the organism in Eukaryota, Viridiplantae, Streptophyta, Magnoliopsida, Dioscoreales, Dioscoreaceae. Bases 134 to 535 code for a protein of 133 amino acids.
UUACUGUCCAGUCCGAAUCCUACAAUUUUUCAAGCAGCUGUUCUUGUUGUGUUGAUUUCAAGUCCAAAACCUGGAAAAUGAUAAAUAAACAAGGGGAAAAUGGCCGAACCAUGAUCUCAAAUCAUUCAACCAGAUGGCAUUCUGCAAGCUUAUUAGGCAGAGCAUACUGAACAACUUGUCAUCAACUGGACCACGUCCUGUGACACAUUUACUGAAUGCCACUAGGGGUUUUUCUUCAUCUUCAAAACUCUUCAUUGGAGGUCUUUCCUUUAAUACCGACGACAAAACACUGAAGGAAGCAUUUAGCAGCUUUGGUAAUGUGCUUGAAGCACGAGUUAUCACAGACCGAGAGAGUGGAAGAUCUAGGGGUUUUGGGUUUGUGCUUUUUGAAAGUAAUGAAGAUGCCAAUGAAGCCAUGUCCAGCAUGGAUGGUCAGGAACUGAAUGGGAGAGCUAUUCGUGUAAGCUAUGCCAGUGAUGAUCGAAGGCAACCGCGUUUCAGUGGAGGUGGUGGUCAUGGCAACACUGGGUUUUGAAGGAUUGGGAAUACCAGAGUUUCACAAAGAAUAUUUGUGCAUUCUCUUCAUGUGCCCAAUGCAUUGCUUUCAAAUAUAGUCUAGUAACUAAUUGUUGGAUAUUCUAUUGCUGAUGAGAGUUUCUAUAGUUUAUCUUGUCUGUCUAGUAGUGUUUGCAUUACAGGAAAACACUGAAUAUGACUGCUUAUUAAUAUCUUUUCAUGUUUAUGUUACCUAA